UUUUAUUUACGACACGACGCUACUGAAGUUAGAAAUACGGUGUUUGUUAGCUAAAGCUAGGUAUUUAAGGACCACUAAAAAUGCUAGAAAUUACGUGCAACGAUCGGCUGGGAAAGAAGGUACGAGUGAAAUGUAAUCCUGAAGAUACAAUCGGUGACCUGAAGAAAUUGAUUGCAGCCCAGACCGGGACACGUUCCGAUAAGAUAGUUCUUAAGAAAUGGUACACAAUCUACAAAGAUAAUAUUAAACUUGCUGACUACGAAAUCCACGACGGAAUGAAUCUGGAACUCUACUAUCAGUGAAGUCCAAUGACAAUCACGGAUGGUUGGACACACGGUUUUUGGGCAUGUUGAUGGACACAAUAAAGUUUAAUUUUAACGGA
Messenger RNA from Anopheles cruzii, 382 nucleotides. RefSeq names its product ubiquitin-like protein 5 (gene ubl). Gene Ontology annotation, biological process: protein modification process; mRNA splicing, via spliceosome. The record is from RefSeq and is a predicted model, not a curated record. The transcript is spliced from 2 exons. The coding region runs from base 81 to 302 and encodes 73 amino acids. NCBI's taxonomy places the organism in Eukaryota, Metazoa, Arthropoda, Insecta, Diptera, Culicidae. Gene Ontology annotation, molecular function: protein tag activity; protein binding. Gene Ontology annotation, cellular component: cytoplasm; nucleus.